GAAAGAAGAAGAAUCACUGGAAGAUGUAAUAAAAGUGAGGUUGGGAACACUAGUUGGGUGGAUGAAUUUUAUUUUUUCCCCAUUUUUCGCAUUAAUUAUGUAAAAACAUUGCCGUAAAGUAGUGUAAAAUAGCAGAAAAAUGGCUUAUCGUCUCCUAACGAGUGCAAAGAAAUUGGAACGGAGUCUCUUGGGGAGUUUACGGAAGAAACAUUUGAGUUCGUUUCACCAUGAUAUUGCCAAUUUACGCAAAGAUGUGAGCCCAUGGACGUGGGAUGCCCUCAUGAGGGAAUGGAGGUUGUUCUGUGAGAAACCGCCAAAGGGAUUUGAGAAGUACUUCAAGCAAUCCGGUGGGAGACAACGGAAAGAGGCAACUCAGGGGGAUAAGGCGAAGGAGGCACCACCUCCGGUUGAACCACCACCACCGGCACCAUCAAAGGGUGCCUCAGCACGCCCUCCGGGAACACCACAGGAUAAGAAUGAUUGGAAUUUUGGGAUGUUUGCCCCAAAUCCGCCACGCGGCAAGAGAAGUAGCUCAUCCGGGAGGCCAAUUGGUGGUGAUGGGGGUGAUAAGGAGAAAUGGAUACUUUUUGGGGCACUGGGGACUGUUGCCCUCGUGGGGGCGCUUGCGUACUUUGAGAUGGGCUACAAGGAAAUUGGAUGGAAGGAAUUUGUAACAAAUUACCUGUCCAGGGGAGUUGUGGAGAAAUUGGAGGUUGUCAAUAAAAAGUGGGUUAGAGUGAGAUUAACUGCAGGCAGUUCCAGUGAUUCCGGAGGAGUUUUGUGGUUCAACAUUGGCAGCGUGGAUUCCUUUGAGAGGAAUCUUGAGCAUGCCCAGGAUGAUAUGGGUGUGGAGCCGGUAAAUUACGUCCCAGUGAUUUAUCGUUCAGAAAUUGAGGCAGCCAGUUUGACGGGACUCCUCCCGACGCUCCUCAUCAUUGGUUUCCUUCUCUUCAUGAUGCGUCGUUCGGCACAGAUGAUGGGUGGGCCGGGAGGGCGCAAAGGGGGUGGGCUCUUUGGGGGUGUGAUGCAAUCAACGGCAAAGCUGAUAAACUCCAAUGAGAUUGAGGUUCGCUUCAAGGAUGUGGCUGGAUGUGAGGAGGCAAAGAUUGAAAUUAUGGAAUUUGUGAAUUUCCUCAAGAAUCCGCAGCAGUACAUUGAUUUGGGGGCGAAGAUUCCCAAAGGGGCCAUGCUAACGGGUCCACCCGGUACGGGGAAGACCCUCCUGGCAAAGGCAACAGCCGGUGAGGCUAAUGUGCCCUUUAUCACAGUGUCCGGAUCGGAGUUUCUCGAAAUGUUUGUUGGCGUAGGGCCGUCAAGGGUGCGAGAUAUGUUCGCCAUGGCCCGGAAACAUGCUCCGUGUAUUCUUUUCAUUGACGAAAUCGACGCUGUGGGGCGCAAGAGGGGUGGGAAGAGCUUCGGGGGGCACUCAGAGCAGGAGAAUACGCUCAAUCAGCUGCUGGUUGAGAUGGAUGGCUUCAAUACGACCACAAAUGUCGUCGUUUUGGCGGCAACGAAUCGCGUGGAUAUCCUCGAUAAGGCCCUGCUGCGUCCGGGACGCUUUGAUAGGCAGAUUUUUGUCCCAGCUCCGGACAUUAAGGGCCGAGCAAGUAUCUUCAAAGUCCACCUGGGACCGUUGAAGACAAACCUCGAUAAGCAGGAACUUUCCCGGAAGAUGGCUGCCCUCACGCCAGGCUUCACGGGGGCUGAUAUUGCGAAUGUUUGCAAUGAGGCAGCCCUAAUUGCAGCCAGAGAUCUCAAUGAAGCCAUCAAUUUGAAGCACUUUGAGCAGGCAAUUGAGAGAGUAAUCGCUGGGAUGGAGAAGAAGACAAAUGUUCUGGCUCCGGAUGAGAAGAAAACCGUUGCGUACCAUGAGGCAGGGCAUGCAGUAGCUGGGUGGUUCCUUGAGUACUCCGACCCCCUGCUGAAAGUCUCCAUAAUCCCACGUGGAAAGGGUUUGGGGUAUGCGCAGUACCUGCCAAAGGAUCAAUACCUUCUCUCGCAGGAGCAGCUCUUCGACCGGAUGUGCAUGACCCUCGGGGGGCGUGUGUCAGAAGAGAUUUUCUUCGGGCGCAUCACAACGGGGGCGCAGGAUGAUCUGAAGAAGGUAACGGAUAGUGCUUAUGCGCAGGUUGUGCGCUUCGGGAUGAAUGACAAAGUGGGCAAUGUGAGCUUCGAUAUGGGCGCCCCCGGGGAUCCGAUGUUCAGUAAACCCUACUCCGAGCAGACGGCACAACUCAUUGACACAGAAGUGCGGGAGUUGAUAAAGAAAGCUCACACGAGGACGCGGGAGUUGCUGGACAAGCACAAGGGGGAUGUGGAGAAGGUUGCGGAGCGUCUGUUGAAGAAUGAAAUUCUAAGCAGAGACGACAUGAUUGAACUCCUCGGGCGGCGUCCCUUCAAGGAGAAGUCCACGUAUGAAGAAUUUGUUGAAGGAACGGGUGGCUUGGAGGAGGACACCUCCCUCCCUGAAGGGCUACAGAACUGGAAUAAACCCACGCAGAAGCCACCGAAGACGGAAGAGGCGCCAAAGGGGAAGCAACAGUGAUUUCAACAUGUGGUCUCAACCAGAGCAUUUUUUUCUUUGAGCAGGAGGAGCCAGAACAGUGUAAGUUGUAGGAAAAUAUACUUGGUAAAGAUGAAGAGUU
Molecule: messenger RNA, 2645 nt
Organism: Lutzomyia longipalpis
Lineage: Eukaryota; Metazoa; Arthropoda; Insecta; Diptera; Psychodidae
Gene: Afg3l2
Product: AFG3-like protein 2
Exons: 4
Coding region: 140-2545 (801 amino acids)
Biological process (GO): protein-containing complex assembly; mitochondrial protein processing
Cellular component (GO): membrane; m-AAA complex
Molecular function (GO): zinc ion binding; ATP binding; ATP hydrolysis activity
Source: RefSeq, a predicted model, not a curated record